AUGAAAAAACAUAAGAAAAGAGACCGGUCAUCAAGUAGUGAUGACGAGCUAUCGAAAAAAGAAUUACUAAGAAGAAUUCAUAAGUGGAACGAUCCCAAGAAAGACGAAGGUCACGUUCCCGUACAUACUCUAGUAAGCGCCAUCGGCGUUCGGAGUCGAGCGUGCGUUCUCGCUCUCGCCGACUGGAAUCAGGUGACCGACGCAGGCUAACUCGCUCUCCCACACAGACGCGAAAGGUCGAUUCUUCCCCGUCGCGCCAUCGACAGCGCUCAUGGGUGGAGCGGGGAGAGCUUUCCAGCCGUUCCUGCGAUAGAAGUCGAUUCUCUAGUCGAUCCGUCGAGACUGUCGAGAGCACAGGGACGCAUUCAGCCCGUCGGCGCCGAAGUUUUUCUGCAGAGCGAUACUCGUACGUAUCGACGAAUGCAGACGCAACCAACAAUGAGGGAUUCAACUUGCAUGUUGAAAACCACGUACGACCAAACAGUCCAGACAAUAUUACAGCAGAAGGAGGCCAUUCUCCGUCACUAAUAAUAAAUAAUGACGUUGAGCUAGGCGACGAUUUUUUGGCCAUUUUAGGAAGCGAUCCAAAGGAAUGUGGAAAGUAAACUUUCCAACUUCAUAAGGCCAUAUCCUCGCGAUGGGAUCAUAUAUUGUCUAAUGGCUUAUCGGACGAGGACAAACGGGUUUUAAAUGACCGUCACAAAAUACCAGAGAAUUUACCCUUGUUAGUGCCACCUGAGGUUAACGCUGAAAUCUUGGCAAUUAUGUCAGCGCUUCAUAAAAAGAGAGAUUCUGGUUACUCGGCAAUUCAAAAUCAGAUUUCUCAUGGUCUUUCAGCUCUUGGACAGGGCCUUAAAAUAACUCUUGAAGAGGGCAAUAAUUUUCCCAAGGAAUUAAAGGAAAAUUUGAUGACUCCUCUUUGGGAUUCAGGUAAAAUUUUAACCAAUUUAUUUUUUAGCCUAUCGCAAACUAGACGUACCUUGAUUUCUCAAACUGUAAACAGACAGGUGAAAGAUAUUAUAGAAAAAUCUGUUCCUGACACCUCCUUGUUUGGUUUGGAUUUCGGGGAAAAAAUUAAAUCUGCCCGAAUGCUGGAAAAGACAAUGGCGAAAGAAGAGGAGGGAGGAGAUCAAUUCCGGAAAACCGAUAUCGCCCAGGUCGUCCAGGGAGGGGGACGAAACCUUACAAGGGCCAACAAUCCUCGAGACACGAGAAGUUCUAUUCCAGGAAAAACAAGUAAUUCCGCUCACAACACAAGAUGGCGAAGAACCUUACCCUGGUUGCAGCAAAAUUAUCUGGAAUGCAUUACUGCUGAAAAAUUACCCAGAAAAUACAUUACGAACCGUACUUCAAUCAUUAUCAGCUGGAACGCUUAAACAGUACAAUUCCACCUAUAAACUUUGGUGGGGUUUUUGCCAAAAACAUAAUCUUUCUGUUUACAAAUCCGGGUUACUCGACCACCUUACAAGUGUGCAUCGAAACAAACAAUUAGCAAAUGGGUCAAAGAAUUAUUGGCGCGUGCCGGCGUUAAUACAGAAGAGUUUCGCGCCCAUUCUACUAGACAUGCGUCUACGUCAGCCGCGAGAAGAAAAGGAAUUUCUUUGGAUCUCAUUCGCCAGACUGCAGGCUGGUCAGAAGAUUCCUCUACGUUUGCAAGAUUUUAUAAUCGUCCUGUUAUAG
Molecule: messenger RNA, 1680 nt
Organism: Ceutorhynchus assimilis (cabbage seed weevil)
Lineage: Eukaryota; Metazoa; Arthropoda; Insecta; Coleoptera; Curculionidae
Source: the annotation of a GenBank genome assembly